Messenger RNA from Darwinula stevensoni, 1637 nucleotides. The record is from the annotation of a GenBank genome assembly. Lineage: Eukaryota; Metazoa; Arthropoda; Ostracoda; Podocopida; Darwinulidae.
AUCCAUCAUGGCGUCACGCAGGUAAACGCAAUCCUACCCGCAAUCCUAGAGUGGGGGUCUUGCGUUGGCCUAGAGCAAUAAAAAAGGCCUUUAGGUACAUUCAUCCACCAGCUCCUCAUCCAUUAGGAACGAUGACAGUGUACAAUUUGUACAUCUUCAAUAAAAGAGGUGCCCUUUUAUAUUAUGGAGAAUGGAAUAGAUGGAAGCAUUCUGGCAUCUCGCAGGAAGAGGAGGCAAAGCUGAUGUAUGGAUCUCUGUUCUCCCUGAAGUCUUUUGUCUCCAAGAUAUCACCUUGGGAUCUGAAGGAGGGGUUUCAGUGCUACAAAACCAACAAGUACAAACUAACAAUGUUUGAAACUCCUACUGGCCUCAAGUUCAUCAUGAACACAGAUGUCAAUGCACCAAAUGUGCGGGAGCUCCUUCAGAUCAUCUAUGCCCAGGUGUUUGUGGAAUAUGUGGUGAAGAACCCCCUAUGCAGCACACAGGAACCCAUCAUCAGUGAACUAUUCAAGUCCAAGUUGGAUGAAGUGGUAAAAACAUCACCUGCAUCUGUAUCCAAAGGAUGAAAGCAGCCAACUAGAUCAGGCACAAUCCUCUGAUCUGGCCACAUGUCUUUGUUUCAUCAUAGUGCGCAUAUCAUUCCUAUCCUCUAUGGUGUGGAACAGGAAGAUUGUCUCACUUCCUUCAAAUGCUUUUGCUUAUUCUAGAGUAUCCUGUCAAGACAUCAAGGAUGUUGCUUACAAGCUUGAGAUUUCUAUUGUUCUUGGGUUAUGAUGAAAUUGAGUGCACUUUGCCACUUACAUCAUAUUGAAGCCAUGUUGUUGAAGGAAUGAAGACCCUCAGAUAAUGACUUCCUAAUGAAUUUGCUAGCACUUCCUGAGAAUCAUAGAACUGCACAUUUUUGCUGUUAUUCCCAUACUGAAUGCAUAUACAUUACAAUUCUGACUCAAACAUUCACCCCUCAUGGGCCAGAGGUUGACAGACUCAAAUGAAUAUUUGCAAUCAUAAGUAGGAAUGUGACCUUGUGAAUACAAUGUUGCAGGAGUAAACAUACUCUGGACUGAAAAGGAAACAAUUUUUAACAAUUUUGUAACUUUUCCUUAACCAUUUGGCUGUUUGCCCGAGUACAUACUCGGGCUUAUGCAGUGGUAGCAUGGGUAUGCUCUCAGGCUCAGAACAUUCACUGUUUCUACAGGGUGUCCCAUAAAUCAGGACCCGUAGGGAUUUCUAGGGAGCAUUUUCCACCUUAAAGCAUGCAUUGUGGAGGCGUGUCAAGAAAUUUCUGCGACUGUGAUUCAGAAAGUGUGGUUGCAGUGGAGAUUGCGUCUUCAACUAUGUGUGCGACAAAACGGCGGACAAUUUGAACAAUUAUGUAAUACAUUUUUGGACUAUUUUGUAAUUUUAUUAAAUUUUUUUCCCUGUGGGUCCUGACUUACGGGACACCCUGUAGGUCACUUCACAGCUAUUUAUGCAUGUAACUGCCACCUUCAAUAGUUAUCAUGGUAUGAAAUUAUCUUACAUAAACUAUUGUUUUUGAACAAAAAAGCAGGGCCAAUUUUCAUACAAAAACCUAUCAGCCAUCCCCAGUGUUAUAACAAAGGGUUCAUGCUGCUAGGCUGAACUUUCUUAUUAUGAGG